Prunus armeniaca (apricot) is the source of this 1287-nucleotide messenger RNA. Lineage: Eukaryota; Viridiplantae; Streptophyta; Magnoliopsida; Rosales; Rosaceae. The record is from the annotation of a GenBank genome assembly.
AUGGCAGACAACGAUCUCGCCUCGCCUCUCAUCUCUUCUGCACCCUCCGAUCACCCCCACUUGAUCCUCACCGUCCAAGACGACACCGACACAGACCACAACAACCACAACGGCAAUCACGGCAGCAACAGCACCCACCACCACUUUCGCAACCCAUAUGCGUUUCUCGGGUCGGAUGGGUUCACCGUACCCGGUUCGACCACUGCGGACCCGUUUAGGAACCACACACUGGAGAUUCGUGGGCUUUACGAGUGGUUAAAGAUCGGAAUUUGCUUGCCCAUCGCGCUGGCUCGGCUUGUGCUCUUUGGGGCCUCUUUGCUGAUUGGGUUUGUGGCUACAAAAUUGGCUCUUCAGGGAUGGAAGGACAAGAAGAACCCUAUGCCUAAGUGGAGGUGCAGGAUUAUGUGGAUCACUAGAGUCUGUACUCGUUGUAUUCUGUUCUCUUUUGGCUACCAUUGGAUAAGACGGAAAGGAAAACCUGCUCCUAGAGAAAUUGCUCCAAUAGUUGUAUCUAACCAUGUAUCAUUCAUUGAACCUAUCUUCUAUUUCUAUGAAUUAUUCCCUACAAUUGUGGCAUCUGAAUCCCAUGAUUCCCUACCCAUGGUUGGAACAAUCAUCAGAGCAAUGCAGGUGAUAUAUGUAAAUAGGUUUUCUGCAUCGUCAAGGAAGCACGCUGUUAGUGAAAUAAAGAGAAAAGCUUCUAGCGAUAGAUUUCCUCGAGUGCUUUUAUUUCCUGAGGGAACCACAACCAACGGAAGAUUUCUCAUUUCAUUUGAACUUGGUGCAUUCAUCCCUGGUUUCCCCAUACAACCAGUAACUGUACGCUAUCCCCAUGUACACUUUGACCAAUCCUGGGGGCACAUUUCUUUGGCAAAGCUCAUGUUUAGAAUGUUCACACAGUUUCACAAUUUCAUGGAGGUAGAGUAUCUUCCUGUUGUCUCACCCCUUGAUAACAAGAAAGAAAGUGCUGUUUGUUUUUCUGAGAGGACUUGUCAUGCUAUGGCAACUUCACUCAAUGUUGUACAGACAUCUCAUUCUUAUGGGGACUUAAUGCUACUUAUGAAAGCAACUCAGUCGAAAUCGAAACUGGAGCGCCCCGCAUCUUAUAUGGUUGAAAUGGCGACUGUAAAAUCACUACUCCAUAUAAGCAGCAUGGAAGCUGUGGACUUUCUGGAUAAGUUUCUUUCUAUGAAUCCAGACCCUAGAGGUCAUGUUAACUACAGUGGUUUCCUGAGGGUUCUAAGACUCAAGGCCUGUACCUUUUCUGAAGAGGUCAGUUACCAUUGA